This is a messenger RNA of Cucumis sativus (cucumber), 1050 nucleotides long. Its product is annotated as coatomer subunit zeta-1. The transcript has 6 exons. Gene Ontology annotation, biological process: intra-Golgi vesicle-mediated transport; intracellular protein transport; retrograde vesicle-mediated transport, Golgi to endoplasmic reticulum. Gene Ontology annotation, cellular component: COPI vesicle coat. The record is from RefSeq and is a predicted model, not a curated record. NCBI's taxonomy places the organism in Eukaryota, Viridiplantae, Streptophyta, Magnoliopsida, Cucurbitales, Cucurbitaceae. The coding region runs from base 164 to 697 and encodes 177 amino acids.
UAAAUUUGAGUUAACUUUGGGGACCGGCCGGAGUCGACGAAGUAUUUGGACAGAGUCUCCUUUUUUCGAUUUUCGUUCUCUUGUUUCUCAAUAACGCGAGAGAGAUCCGACGGCGUUCGAAUUCCCGAAGAAUAUAUUCCCGGGAAAUUUUUUCACAAAUCUAAUGGAAUCUUGCCCUGCCAUUAAAAGCAUUCUUCUUUUGGAUUCUGAAGGGAAGCGUGUAGCUGUCAAGUAUUAUUCUGAUGACUGGCCUACAAAUAGUGCAAAGGAAGCUUUUGAGAAAUCCGUUUUCAUCAAAACUCAGAAGACUAAUGCUCGAACAGAGGCGGAGAUAGCAAUGUUUGAGAGCAAUAUAGUGGUUUACAAGUUUGCUCAAGACCUUCAUUUUUUUGUCACGGGUGGAGAAGAUGAAAAUGAGCUCAUUUUAGCAUCCGUUCUUCAGGGUUUUUUUGAUGCUGUGGGCAUUCUUCUUAGGGGUAAUGUAGAAAAGAAGGAGGCACUUGAGAACUUGGACCUCAUUUUACUGUGUCUCGAUGAAAUUAUCGACGGAGGCAUUGUUCUCGAGACGGAUGCAAAUGUCAUAGCAGGGAAGGUCGCAAGUCACAGUAUUGACAGUAACGCUCCUUUGUCUGAGCAGACAAUAAGUCAAGCAUUGGCCACAGCUCGCGAACAUCUAGCAAGAUCUCUUCUCAAGUAAUAUGUUCUAUUGAUACAAGUGAGUGGCAAGAACUAUCCCCCACACCAAAAAAAAGAAAAAAGAGAAGAAAAUUCAGGUCGAGUUGGGGUGGUGUUUUUGGUAAGAGAUUGAUUGAUCUCAUGUUUGUAUAUUCAGCUCAUACUAUGCUGCCUUACCUUUUGGUAAAACCUGAUUUUGGAUCUGAGCAGAUGUGGUUCAUUGCGGGACUGGUGCUAAGUGUUAUUAUAUGUGCCUCUGGAGUUGCAAUCUAUAUUUUCUUUUUAGGCCAUUCGAUUUUUGUGGUCGUUGGCUAAAGAAAAAUUAUUUUAGAUUACAAUGCAAACAUAUUUUCAAAAUAUAGUCAAAUAUCGCCA